AUGGACGGAAUCGGGCCUGAAGUUGAGGUGUUCGCGAACAUCCUCGACGAUUGCCUGGCAAACCAAGGCACCGAUGAGGACAAACGCGCAAGGGUCUUGGGGCUCGUAAACGCAUACAACGAUUAUGCCGCCGAAAAGCUUUCGCAGCUGCGCAAGCCACGCCGUCAGGGCUCAAUUGGCGACAAUGAGAUGGACCUGGACGAUGAAGAAGAGGCAGAGGCUGCGGCAGAUUCAGAAGAGAUUCGAGUAUGGGAGCAAGAAAGACAGACAUGGGAUCUCGUUCGUCGCCUUAUCCCGCUGAGAUAUUCUAUUCGAUCUUCGACGAACCAGGAAGCUACGUACAAUGGAAAAGAUUUGUGGAGGGCAUUCCUUGCGAACGACCAGUUGGCCACAGAGAGGAAGACCAUUCUCGAAUGGUUACAACAAGGCGCGAGAGCUGGCCCCGACAUCGACGACCUCGUACGAGAUCUCCAGCAAAACGCUGACAGAGGAGACAUCAUCGCUCACGGUUGGAUACACACAAGGUCUGCCAUCAAGUUGCAGAAGAGUGUGAUUGGUUCUUCACGCCCGCUUGAUGUGCAUUUUCCGGAGGUCGCACGCUCUCUAGUCAACUCAGACAAGGCGCCACUUGUUGCCGAACUAGACCCAGACUCUGUGAUCAGACAGGGUCGCAAGUUGGAGCCACAGGAUGAGUACUUUGAGAGGGCUAUUUGGGUAGGCUGCUUCCAGCUGCUUCGAAGAGGCUGUACUGUGGAGACUACGCGGGAGUGGUGCUUGGAGAGGACGGAGGUCUGGAGGGCUGUAUCCAUGUCCGCCUUACCUCUUGCAAGUGACCACGGCGAGACCACGCUUGUCGACGACCCUUCAGCGCUUACUCUGUGGAGACGCAUGUGUUUUGCUCUUGCUCGCCAAGGAGGUACCGAUGAUAUUGAGAGAGCAGUAUAUGGGGUGUUGUCCGGAGACAUCCCCAGCGUGCAAAGAGUAUGCCAGACUUGGGACGACUUCAUGUUCAUGCACUACAACGCUCUGGUUCGCACGCAGUUCGACACUUUCCUACUCAGCCAAUGCUCCCCGGAAGCAUCGGCAACCAUUCGCUCAUCAUUCGCUGCUUUUGACGCAGUUCAGUUCCACGGCGAUGCCGCCACGUUGGAGCAACGCCUGAUCCGCAACCUUGAGACAAGCCCGCACACAAGCAAGGAAGCUCUGGAGCCUAUCAAGGCACUACAAGCCGCCAUUAUCUCCAAAGACCUCCAGCGACAUUUCUACGAGCAGGGUGUGGCCAUCACACAGAAAGCGAAUUCCAAGGAGGCAUCUGCGCUCAUGCCCGAUCACAACUGUCGCAACGUCGACGUAGUGACGGAAAAGUUCGCCGACAUCAAAAAUCCCGAUGGCCUGCGAAUUGCUGUUCAUGCACUCAUCAUCUUCGAUACGCUUGACAAACUCGGCACUUUGAAAACAAAUACCGUAACAAUGAGCUCAGAUCAUGAUCGUCGUGAAUUGCAAGAGAACACGAUUACGCAGUAUAUCAGCUUGCUCCGACUAGCAGGCUUGGAGGAGUUGAUACCACUGUAUUGCUCCAGGCUUCACCCAUCGAGAGCCUUCCAAGUGUUAAGCACAAACCUACUUCCCAUCACCGAUAGCGAGGCUCGUCAAGAGCAGCUCACCUUCAUUCACAAAGCAGGACUGGACGUGGUGGAUUUCGUCAAGGCACAACCACAGUUCUUGUUCCAGACCUUGGACUCCGAUACUGCGCAAAACGAUGCAAUGCGGGAGUUCCAGAUCAUGGACGAUGGCCCGGCGUCCUUGAAGUACGGGCGUUCCAUCAAAACAGACUUCUUCGGGGAAGAUCCCGAAUCCAUUGACGCGGUCGACGAGCGCUUGAUCCGGUCAGUAGAAUGGCUGCUUCUAGUCAGCGAGGCCUGGCCAUAUGUCUUUUCUAUCGGCGUGGCAAUUUACAAGCACUUUCUAAAGACCAUGCAUUUGAAUGCUGCCAGAAGCUUCGCAAAUCGUGUGCCAUUCGACAGCAUUCUGCGCAUGCGCUCAAGCGACUUCCCUGAACAAGCAGAAGACGAACUCUGGUGGACGCAAGAUGGAGAAUUCUGGGUCAACCAGCUCGAAGGCGCGGGUGCGAUGGACCUCUCGCCAAGUCAAGUAGUAUCGGACGCCAAGGUCUUACGGGAACUUGAGUGUCUCGUCAGAGCCUUGGACACAAUGGAGACUGUCGCUUCCCUAGCGGAACUGUCAAGAGAGUAUGUCAACCUGACCUUUGGCUACAACAUCUUGCUAACCACUUGCAGGGACCCGUCUGUCAAACGAGAUUUCUGGGCGAAGGUUGGCAACGAGGUCAAGGCGGCCAAAGAACACGUGCGACCGCUACUGGUUGACUGGCUGGGUGAUCAAGAGGAUCAAGACUUACAAGCGCUGCGGGAAGCAUAUCUUCCCGAGACGAUCCUCGCUUACAUCAGCACGCUCCAUUUCGCCGGCACGACGCUGACGAGGGAUAACUUUUUGGAGUGUAUGGAGCUGGCGGCCACUAUUGCGGAGAAGGGCUCCGAUGUGGCAGAGUGCUUCGCCAAAGCUAAGCGAAUGAAGGAACUGGUCGAGUGUUUUGCUGCCUGCAGCAAAGCUCUGGCCGUUGCAUCGGGCGAGAAAAAGGCGGCCAAUUCGAGUAGCAAGAAGCUACGGGAAAUGGGAUGGUCACGGGAUCUUUGGUCCGUAAAGCACUGA
This is a messenger RNA of Colletotrichum costaricense, 2727 nucleotides long. RefSeq lists its product as uncharacterized. Gene Ontology annotation, biological process: protein import into nucleus; post-transcriptional tethering of RNA polymerase II gene DNA at nuclear periphery; mRNA export from nucleus. Lineage: Eukaryota; Fungi; Ascomycota; Sordariomycetes; Glomerellales; Glomerellaceae. The record is from RefSeq and is a predicted model, not a curated record. Gene Ontology annotation, cellular component: nuclear pore outer ring; nuclear pore. Bases 1 to 2727 code for a protein of 908 amino acids. The transcript is spliced from 3 exons. Gene Ontology annotation, molecular function: structural constituent of nuclear pore.